Molecule: messenger RNA, 243 nt
Organism: Schistosoma intercalatum
Lineage: Eukaryota; Metazoa; Platyhelminthes; Trematoda; Strigeidida; Schistosomatidae
Source: the annotation of a GenBank genome assembly
AUGACGAUCAUUCUUUUGCAAGAAAAACUAAACUUUGUUAACGGGCUGAAAAAUGAAGACAAAUCAUUUAUUUCGUUUGUCACUUCUGUCAAUUUGUGUCAUUGUAUUCUGAUUGUCAUUAUCGUCUGUGCUAUUAUGAUUUUUGUUGUUUUUGGUGGUGAUGGUGUUACCACUGUCGUUGUCGUCAUCACUGUUGUGUUUUUUUUAACAUCUCUGUCCAUUCACAAUUGUGUAUUUUUAUGA